Messenger RNA from Terrapene triunguis (Three-toed box turtle), 1588 nucleotides. Its product is annotated as phosphatidylinositol N-acetylglucosaminyltransferase subunit C. The record is from RefSeq and is a predicted model, not a curated record. Bases 100 to 993 code for a protein of 297 amino acids. The transcript has a single exon. Lineage: Eukaryota; Metazoa; Chordata; Testudines; Emydidae. Gene Ontology annotation, biological process: GPI anchor biosynthetic process. Gene Ontology annotation, cellular component: glycosylphosphatidylinositol-N-acetylglucosaminyltransferase (GPI-GnT) complex; membrane.
CACUCCUGGAGAACGAGCCCUCCCCUGCGUGUGGCUCUCCCAGGACUGUGUGAGGGAAUCUCCAAGAGGCUGCUGACGCAGCAGGGCUGUGCUGGGAGAAUGGUCUGUGCCCAGGUGGAAGCGAGCCCUGGGAAGUGCUGGCAGAAGGUGCUGUAUGAGAGGCAGCCCUUCCCAGAUAACUAUGUGGACCACCGGUUCCUGGAGGAGCUGCGGAAGAACAUCUACGCCCGCAAGUACCAGUAUUGGGCAGUGGUGUUUGAGUCCGGGGUGGUGAUCCAACAGCUGUGCAGCGUCUGCGUCUUCGUCGUCAUCUGGUGGUACAUGGACAAUGGGCUGCUGACCCCACAGUGGCUGUUUGGGGCUGGCCUGGCCUCUUCCCUGAUUGGCUACGUCCUGUUUGAUGUCAUAGACUUGGGGGUGGGGAGGAAGGAGAGCGGUCGGACCCGGUGGGCGGAUCUGAAAAGCACCCUGGUGUUCAUAGCUUUCACCUAUGGCUUCUCCCCAGUGCUGAAGACCCUGACGGAGUCGAUCAGCACGGACACCAUCUACGCCAUGUCGGUCCUCAUGCUCCUGGGGCACCUGAUCUUCUUCGACUAUGGGGCCAAUGCUGCCAUCGUCUCCAGCACGCUGUCCCUCAACAUGGCCAUCUUCGCCUCCGUGUGCCUGGCCUCCCGGCUGCCCCGCUCCCUGCACACCUUCGCCAUGGUCACCUUCGCCAUCCAGAUGUUUGCCCUGUGGCCCAUGCUGCAGAAGAAGCUCAAAGCGCGGACACCCCGCUGCUAUGUGGGAGUGACCCUGCUCUUCGCCCUGUCUGCGCUGGCUGGGCUGCUGACCGUCUCGGGUGUCGCUGCUCUUCUCUUUGCCCUUCUGCUGGUCUCCAUUUCAUGCCUGUGUCCUUACUGCCUCAUCCGGCUGCAGCUGCUCAAAGACAACAUCCAUGGGCCUUGGGAUGAAGCUGAAAUCAAGGACGACCUCUCCAGGUUCCUCAUGUAGACUCGUCCAGGACACAGCAGGCCGGCAGGACCCCUACAGUGCUACCGGAACAAAAGCCUUCUGCCUUAGAGACGACCUCCUGAGUGCCAGAAUCACAGAGAAGUGUGGGGGAGGUUGCAGUGUUAGAACAGAGCCUCUUCUCCCAGAGUGAGACAAACUGCUUGGUACAUACUAGGAACUUCCCCCCAACAAUGUAUAUGUGUAUCGCUCUCACUCAUUAAUACUAGCUGAGCUCCCAACGCGGAAGCGUGGCGAGAGCACAAGUAGACAGAGGACUGCAGGCAGAUGCCAGCAUUUUAUCCACCACGUUACCUGCUCAGAGCAGGUCUCCAUGACGUAUGUGGCACUUAAUACCAGCUAUAGGGCACGAGCGUCUUCUCCCCACUAGCGCUGCUGUUGGCUCUCCUGCUUGGGGAACUGAAUUAAUGGUAGCAAUAGUGGGGAAUGUUUUAGCCAAAGUUUGCUGGUGUAGGCGAGGCCCACUGGAAUUGCUGGGUAUUUGGAAAGCAGCUUUCGAAAUCUCUUUGGCAAGCUGGACUUUCUGGCUAUUAAAAGCAUCCAAUCCCUCAAACCUCUCUGCCUUUGUCAUUCUUCU